Malania oleifera is the source of this 640-nucleotide messenger RNA. Its product is annotated as sm-like protein LSM2. Gene Ontology annotation, molecular function: RNA binding. NCBI's taxonomy places the organism in Eukaryota, Viridiplantae, Streptophyta, Magnoliopsida, Santalales, Ximeniaceae. Gene Ontology annotation, cellular component: catalytic step 2 spliceosome; precatalytic spliceosome; P-body. The record is from RefSeq and is a predicted model, not a curated record. Gene Ontology annotation, biological process: mRNA splicing, via spliceosome. Bases 143 to 424 code for a protein of 93 amino acids. The transcript has 3 exons.
GCGGGGACAUAUUUGUAAAUUCAACAUCUAUACAAUAGGUUUCCGAACGAUCUCCAGUGCGAUUGUGACUGCGGAGAGAACGAACAAGCAAGAGGAAGAUUGAAAGAGCUCUUCCCAUUUUUUUUUUCUUCUGUUCGUAAAGAUGUUGUUCUUCUCUUAUUUUAAGGACUUAGUGGGCCGAGAAGUGACCGUGGAGCUGAAGAACGAUCUGGCCAUCAGAGGGACGCUGCACUCCGUCGAUCAGUACCUAAACAUCAAGCUAGAGAACACUCGGGUCGUUGAUCAAGACAAGUACCCCCACAUGCUUUCAGUGAGGAACUGUUUUAUUAGAGGAUCUGUGGUUAGAUAUGUUCAGUUGCCACCUGAUGGAGUUGAUGUUGACUUGCUCCAUGAUGCCACGAGAAGAGAAGCUCGGGGUGGCUAAAAUUCAUCUGUAAUUUCUGUAUUUGUAUGAAUAUUGAAUUAGAUACGUUUGAAUUUGUGCUGUGCGCAUCUGCUGCUGGAUAUUUUCUUUUUACUGCAGCUUGUGAGAGCACAUUCCUUACUGUGUAUCAUGGUAAAUGACAUUUUUGGGGCAUUGUGGAACACGCUCAGCAGGAAUUUGACAUCUCAAUUGAUUUAUUGUAUGCUGUUAUCAAUA